AUGAAGCAGAAGAAAAUGAAGAAGCUUGCUAGUUCUGUGAAGACUGAAGAAUCUGAAUUGAAAUUCAAAGCCAAGAGCUCUGAGAGCACUAAUAUUAAAGCUAUAAUUAAAAAAAUGACCAACAAGUUUAUAAAUUUGAUAUUGGUCAUGAGAGUACAGUCAAAUCAGAUACAAGAAAAUUCUGAUCAUACAAGAGAACACCCAACUGCAAUUAUGGCUGAGAAGGAGCUUGAACUGGAGAAAUUUCAACACAUUUCUCAUGCUUUUACUGUGGAAAACCUGGACACCAUCAAUCUCAAAGAGAAUAAAUGGGCAAUUUCAGAGUUAACAAGCUUUAAAAAGAAGAUCAAUCAAGAAUCUGAUUCAGAUAAGAAAUAUGAACCACUGGAAGAAAGAACAUCAGUCAAUGUUGGAACUGUUGGAGAAGCUAAGAACAGUCAAAAAGCUAAGAUUGCAACAUCUCAUACUCAUGUUGAUGAUGAUAUCAUGGAAGAUGUUGAACUGAUCAAUCAGAAGAAGCCUGAAAUUCAGAACAAGACUGUAAAGAAACAAAGAUCAAGAUAUUCUGCAACAGAUUGUUUAUUCUCUCAGAUCUGUGAUUCAACAGAUGCUAAUGAAUUAAUGGGUCAAAUUCUCAAUAAGAAGGUUGAAGUGUCAGUCAAGAAGCUUAUAGAUAUAUUGCUAAAGCUUUAUCAAGUGUUCUUCAGAUCAGGUUGA
Coccidioides immitis RS is the source of this 717-nucleotide messenger RNA. RefSeq lists its product as uncharacterized. The coding region runs from base 1 to 717 and encodes 238 amino acids. NCBI's taxonomy places the organism in Eukaryota, Fungi, Ascomycota, Eurotiomycetes, Onygenales, Onygenaceae. The transcript has 7 exons. The record is from RefSeq and is a predicted model, not a curated record.